This is a messenger RNA of Manacus vitellinus (golden-collared manakin), 10148 nucleotides long. RefSeq names its product tet methylcytosine dioxygenase 1 (gene TET1). The record is from RefSeq and is a predicted model, not a curated record. Gene Ontology annotation, molecular function: DNA 5-methylcytosine dioxygenase activity; zinc ion binding; DNA binding. Gene Ontology annotation, cellular component: nucleus. Lineage: Eukaryota; Metazoa; Chordata; Aves; Passeriformes; Pipridae. Gene Ontology annotation, biological process: oxidative demethylation; positive regulation of transcription by RNA polymerase II. The transcript is spliced from 11 exons. Bases 119 to 6868 code for a protein of 2249 amino acids.
UGCUGUAUCAGCACAGAGAGCAGCAAUGGGAGUGUGCAGUUUUCUGUUGAAAAGGUCUCUCAAGAGCUCAUGAUUUUUUUUCCAUUUCUCCUCUUAACAUUCCUACUGCUCCACAGACAUGGCUCACCACGCAAGGCCUUCCAGAUCAGUCAAAAAAGAAGAGCUGGGCAAAAGGAAAACUAACCAGGGCAAAAAGAAAUCUAGCCAAGUGAGAAAGAAAACUACAAAGACUUCCACAAAAGCUGUUAGUUCUGGAAAAGGCAAAAAGCCAGCGCAAGAAAAAGAUGUUAAGAAAAAACAGCAAGAAAAGAAACCAAUCAUGAGCUCUUCGGGGAGACUUCUCAGGAGCAGUGUAACGAGAACCUUGUCUGGAGCGUCUUGGGUGAGUUUGGAGAAAGCUGACAACAUCCUCUUUCACAACCAGGAUUCUUUCAACAUCAAUGGCUUCACAAUGUCUCUCCGUAACCGACCCUUCUCCCCUAGAUUGUCCCAAACUCCAGUAAUUGCAAAACCCAAGAAAUCUGCAGUACAAAAAAGGCUGGAAACAAAGGAAAACCAUGAGCAAGGAGCCCUGGCAGGAGUAGAAGAGAAAAACGAUGAAACAGGCAAAGUAGUUUUGAAACAAGAUUUAACCCAAGAUGAGUUGGCUGCUCUGCCAGUAGAAGGUUCUCCCUGUAGUGCAGGUGAAGGGCCUGCUCUCCCAUGUGCCAGUCAGGACAAGGAGGUAGAAAUACCUGGAACAAAUGACUCUGUUCCAAACAGUUGGCUAACUGAUGGUACAGAAGCAUCAGGGGUGAAAUCUAAGCAUGAGGGUCUGCCCUGUGAGCAGAUACCCAGUGAUCUUGACAUGGGUAGUUUGGCUGAAGCAUUUGUUGAAGGUGCUGUGCUUGUGCUUCCAUCUUUUCCUUCCAACUCCAUAAUCACCUCUGAAUCCGAGGUGUGUGGGGAGACUCCCUUCGAUGUGGUGCCCAGCAGUGAAGAACCUGACCCCGGCUCUGCUGUUACCUCAGACCUCAGCUCAGCAGGACUAGCACAAGAGUCAGUCACUCUUGCCACAUCCCACAUUGAAGCAGAGUUGGACCUGGUGCUACCUAGUGAAGAACAAGACCCAGAUUCUGCAGCUGUUGUUACCUCUGAGUUUCACUCACAAGAUUUAUUAGAAGAUGCAAGGUCACUUGCAGAGUCCUGCUUGAAGGCAGCCUGGGAUUUAGAAUCUGAGAAUAGAGACAUUGGUUCAAAUUCCAGCUCUGUAGCUGCCACUGAAUCAAAUUUGCUUUUACAUUUUGAAGGUGCAAGCUCACUUGCAGAAUCCCCCAUGAGACUGGUUGUGGAUUUUGUACCCAUUCCCAAAGAAUUUUACUCAAAUUCAGAUUUGAGCUGUACGAGAGAAAAGUCAGAGUUUGACACAAAAAACAUAUUUACAGUAUGUGAAUCAGUCUCCAACACCUCUUUAAACAAUAUUGAAGUGGAGGACAUAGAACAGCUUGUUAAAUGUAUCGAUGCAGAGACAUUGAUUUUGAAUUCAGGUUAUGUCCCCACUUUAUCUUCAGAUUUAGAAAAAAGUACAUUCAGUAAAAUAUCUGGUGAAAGCUCUGGGCAGUUCUAUGAAGGUUUUGUUUCAGAGUUGCCUUCGAGGCUGGAAAUCUCUGCUCUUGCCUCAGAAAAAGCCAUAAAUGCAGAUUUGCCAGCUGACUCAAGACUGCAGCAUAAUGAUUAUUCAUCACAGCUGGGAAGUGUCGGAGUGAGCCUGAAUCUGGUUCAGGACAACGUGAGCAACAGCACUGAAGCAGUUGAGGCCUCAGGGCCAUCCUCUCUUAAAAAUCCAGCUGGUGGUUGCCCUGUUCCAUACUCAUCUCUGCUCCCUAUGCUGGAGAAGAAGAAGCGAAGGCGCUGUGGAGUCUGCGAGCCGUGCCUGCGGAAGACGAACUGCGAGGAGUGCAGCUGCUGCAGGAAGCGCAAAACCAGCCACCGGAUAUGCAAGAAGAGAAAAUGUGAAGAACUGAAAAAGCCGCCGCCGCCGGUCACGCUGCCCUUCCAGGUUCUAACAGAAAACAAAAGGCCUCAGAGGAGGAAGCAAAGAGUUUUAAAGGCAAAUUUAGAAAACAAACCAGUAAAUGGCCGCAGACCAGAACUCAUGGAAUGCAGUAUAUGUGGUCAUGGUGAAAAAUACAGGGUGAAAAGCAAUCAAGCAGUGCCCAUUGAAAAUGUGCAGUGCAAGGAGAAGGAGAGAAUGACUGGCCUGGAAGCAGAGAAGUGGGCACAUAAUGAGAAGCCAUCCUUUGGUGUCCAUGUCAACGGCGACAUCCACGGAGCUGUGCCGGGCACCGAGCACUUGAACCAUGCUGGAGACAGUGACAGAGCAGUCUCCCCCAGUCAGUUAGCUGAGCCAAAAAAAUCCUUUGCACACACCAUCAGAAAUGGCAUCAAACCCCUGCAUUAUUCACCACCAGAAGCCGUUGCUUCACUGAAAAAAGUGUCUGUAGAGGAAAGGACAGACUUGACGAGCAACUCCCACCUGCAAUGGACAAAAGGUACCAAUGUGAAUAACACAGUAAAUGCUCUGACAACUGGCAUUGGCUCUGCUCACCCACAAAACCAAGGAAAUGUUUUAAUAAAGGAGGAAAACUGCAUGUGCAGCAUCUCUGAGGAUUUUGAUAAGUCAGUUUUGCAGGCAGGUUCCAUCUGGGGUCUGCAGGAAAGCUUGUGUUGUCCUCCCCUGCCUGAAGGGGAACUGCAGGCAGGAAAGAAUGGCUUUGAAGUACCUAAGGUGGAGACACAGCCUGAGAAUCCUACACUCCAGUCAACUUUCUUGUCCCUGAUUAAAACCAGAAAUUUAACUGUGGAGCAGGUUGUAGCUAUUGAAGCUUUAACACAGUUAUCUGAAGCCCCUUUAGGAACAACUUCGCCAGCGAAAACUGGAGGUACUGAAUGUACAGAAGAAACAACUUCCAACUUGCUCCAUAGUUUUAAAAGUGACACCUCGUCCUCCUUCACAUGUUCUGCACUAAAAGAGAUCAAGGACACUUACUUACAGAACGAGCAGCAGCUCCUGGCUCACUGCGCUCCCCCGCAGAAGCAGCUCCCUAAUAAGGCACUGUUAUACAAUGGCCAAAGCUCAGUCCCGGAAUUGCAGGAUAAACCUGCCAGCCUGGCUGGGGAGAUGUGUAAGUUACAGUUAUCCUCAAGAGAUACCAAAACUUUAUCUGACUUAACAUCUAAUGCAACGUCGCUUUCAGGAUAUACUACCGAGAAAAAUUACGCUCAUGAUCCAGUUGCCCUUGGACAGUAUUGCAACGCUUCCUGUAAUGUCCAGCAACCAGGGAACAACUUGGAAACUCCUGGCCAGUUAGAGCAAAAAACGCCCUCUAAUGAUUUGAACUUGGAAACUGGUUCUUUGAUUAAGGAAGGAGGAAUUCACAGCCAGGAUGAAGAAGAUGUAGCUGCACAACUAACUCAACUUGCAGCACUGAUUGAAUCGAACGAGGCCAAUUCACAACAGAAGAAUGACAUAAAGGCAUCACUGAUUAAUCUAAUAUCACAGGAGAGGCAGCCAAAACAUAACCAAGAUGUGGUGCAGAAAAAAGAAUCCGCAUUUUUUAGGCAUAAUUAUAGUUCCUUACUGAUAAAGCAAAAACAAGUAACAAAUAAGAAAGGCGGCGCUGUGCCAUGGAAACCAAGACACAAAAAGAAGCCUCCAGAGGCACGCUAUCAACAGGCUAAUCAGAACCAGCUAGAGCUGUUGUCAUGCCAGCACAACGAGUUGCAGGACAUUUGGAUAUCAUCAAAACUGCACAAGCUUGGUCAAACCAUGCCCCAGGACUCCAGAAUAGCUCUGCCUGAAAAAAAAUCUCCAAGAACCAAAGUACAGAGAGCACAGAGUCAAAAUACUUCAUCAUCACAAGAAAAAACUAGAUUAUUUCUCCCCCAAACGCAGAUAAAAUUCCACAGAUGUUUACCUGAGGCACCACAAGAGAAAAAAAAAGACAGGUUGUUUGGCUGUGAAGUGGUGAAUGAGCAAAUGAAAACUGCAGGCUCCCGGGACCCACUGGGCACUGACCCACUGAAAAAUGAAGUUGUUGCACGUGGCCAACGCAGUGACCUGUCCUCCCAAAAUCCCCUGGCUGUUUCACAGCUGAAAACAGCAUCCUUGUUGAACAGACCAACCGAAAACCUACAGAUGUUUACACAACAAUGCAAUUCUCAGGUACAGCAAACAGCAGCUGGCAGUCAGGCACACCCUUUGCCUCCAACCCUUAACCAGUCCGACCUGAGAGCCAACGAAAAGAGCAGUGAGAGCACAGCCUGUGUCCAGCAGGGCACACAGGCAGACCCAAAGGUGCAGGUGCUGCCUGUUCCCUGUGGAGGGGCCCAGGUACCAGCUUGUGCCGAGGCUCUCAGGAACAUGGAGUGUGUGGGCGAGGUGACCGUCCUGACGUCAUCCAGUUUGGGUGCUGACCACGCACAGAGCACGGGCGACUCAGGGUGUUCCCCAGCAAAAAACACGCUCAGCAGUUUCCUUGAAUCACCUAUGAAGUUUCUUGAUACCCCCACAAAAAAUUUAAUAGAUACACCUACAAAAAAAGGACAGUCUGAGUUGCCAACUUGUGACUGUGUUGAGCAAAUUAUAGAGAAAGAUGAAGGCCCCUAUUACACACACCUCGGGACAGGACCCAGUGUUGCUGCUGUGAGAGAAAUCAUGGAGAACAGGUAUGGAGCAAAAGGAAGCGCUGUAAGAAUAGAGGUAGUGGUUUAUACGGGAAAGGAAGGAAAAAGCUCUCAGGGGUGUCCAAUUGCCAAGUGGGUGAUCCGCAGGAGCAGCGACGAGGAGAAGCUGCUGUGCCUGGUGCGGCAGCGGGCGGGCCACCACUGCCAGACGGCCGUGAUCGUGAUCCUGAUCCUGGCCUGGGAGGGGAUCCCCCACCUGCUGGCAGACACCCUGUACAAGGAGCUGACGCAGAGCCUGCGCAAGUACGGCUGCCCCACGAGCCGCCGGUGCGCGCUCAACGAGGAUCGUACUUGUGCAUGUCAAGGACUUGACCCAGAAACUUGUGGAGCAUCGUUCUCAUUUGGCUGUUCAUGGAGUAUGUAUUUCAAUGGCUGUAAGUUUGCCAGGAGCAAAAACCCCAGGAAGUUUAGGCUUCUCACUGAUGACCCUAAGCAAGAGGAACUUCUGGAAAAUAAUUUGCAAACGUUGGCUACUGAUGUGGCUCCAGUGUAUAAGAAGCUUGCUCCGGAAGCUUUCCAGAACCAGGUGGAGAACGAGCACAUGGGCCCCGACUGCCGGCUGGGCUGCCAGGCGGGCCGGCCCUUCUCCGGGGUCACGGCCUGCAUCGACUUCUGUGCCCACGCACACAAGGACACCCACAACAUGCACAACGGCAGCACCGUGGUCUGUACCUUGACGAAGGAGGACAACCGGAGCGUGGGGGUGAUCCCGAGCGACGAACAGCUCCACGUGCUGCCUCUGUACAAGAUCUCACAAACAGAUGAAUUCGGCACCGAAGAGGGCCUGGAAGCCAAGAUCAAAGCCGGGGCCAUCCAGGUGCUCACAGCAUUCCCCAGGGAAGUGCGGAUGUUGGCUGAGCCUCUCAGAGCCACCAAGAAAAAGAAGCCAGACACGAGGAGGGCCCCGAGUGAAAAGCAGCCAUUAAUAGAUAAAAAGUAUUCAACACCAGUAAAGCUGAAAACCGAAGCCCCAGAAAAUCUGGGCAACGCUUUGCAUUGUUUAGGGAACAAAACAGAUGCUUUAAAACCUGGAAUAAAAAUGGAGACUUCCAAUCACCUGUAUACCAUGAAACAUACUUCAAACACUACUAAAAAUUGCUCCUUACUAAAGCAGUGCCCGGCUUCCUCCCCCUUUAAGGUGGAUAGUUUACAUCCUUGUCCAUCUCUAGCACAUAAGCCUGGCCUAACAGCAGUGACUAACAUUCAGCAAGAUUUUUCAGUUCCCUACGGGUAUUUUGAGUGCAGUACCAAGCAACCUCACGUGACACCUUACGUCAACUGCAAGAGCUUCGAUGUGUCGGUCAAGGAUUAUACUGGAAUUCUGCUGGACGAGAAGGUGAAUGGGGUGCCACCGAUGCUUCCCGAGGUCACUGCUCCAGGCCCCCCAGCCCACACAGACCCCCUGCCCACUAUACUUGAACAUCAGCCUGACAAACAGAACUGUCAGCUCCAGCUGGACAGCUCUUCCUCACAGAUGGUCAGCUCUUGUGACUUGUCAGUACCGCUAAGCUCUCCGGCCACGGAUGCCGUCGGAAAUGGAGCCGACUGUUCCCAUGGAUGCCCGGUGGAAAAGGGCAGCUCCCAUCGAGGACAGAUGUGUGACUCGGACUGUAUUGAGGAAAAGCAAAGCAGUGCACUGGGACACCCGGCUGAUUCUGAAGAAAAGGCUGAGGAAUUGUGGUCAGACAGCGAGCACAAUUUUUUGGACGAUGACAUUGGUGGGGUUGCUGUGGCACCUUCUCACGGUUCUAUCUUAAUUGAAUGUGCAAGACGGGAACUCCACGCUACCACACCCAUCAAAAAACCCAACCGGAAUCAUCCCACAAGAAUUUCUUUAGUUUUCUACCAACACAAAAAUUUAAAUGAGCCAAAACACGGUUUAGACAUGUGGGAAGCAAAGAGGGCCGAGAGGGCGAAAGAGAAGGAAAAAGAAGCGGAACGACUGGGAACGGAGAAUUCAGAACUGAGCUCCAGCAACAGGAAAGCAAAGCAACCAAGUGAAAACAGAGACCUUUUUUAUGAAGACAGUGAGUUCAACCAAAUUCCCUCCCGCCGAGCGCUGACAGUGACCAAGGACAAGGUGAUCACGGUGUCCUCGUACGCCCUGACGCGCGUGGCGGGGCCCUACAACCACUGGGCGUAGGUGCAGGGCCCCUCCUGGCACAGGGUCACACGGUGGUUCUCUAAGGUGCUGUUAAAGAACAAGUCUCCUGUCGUUUACUAUUUGCUCAUCUCAACCAUUUUAAGGCUGAGGUAGAAAAAAAAAAGGGGGGGAUUUCUUCUUAAACUGUGACUUUAACAUUUGGUGGUGCUCAAGCACAUUUUAAGCAAAAAAAAAAAAAAAAGAAAAGCUGUAUAGUUUUAAUACAUUCUAAAAAAGAUUUUGUUUAGGUUAUUAACCUUGAUUGAAUCAUUCAGUUUAUUACCUUUAGGAAUUUAUAUUUUGGUGCUUUAAAUAAAGUCUGUUUACUACAAAAAUCAUUUAUAGGGAUUUUAACAGGUUCACAUUUUAUGGUGUUAAAUCAAGUUAUACAGUUAUAGCUCUACACAGCUCUUGGUGCUUAACCACAUCAAACAGUUAAAAAUAAAUAAGCUGAAUUAUUACUUCAUGGUGCCAUUGCUUUAACAACUUCCAACCAUUGCUAUGUAGUCCAAAUUACAGAUAAAUCUUUUAGAAAACCAAUGAAUUUUGUUCUUUAGAUUUGUCAUUAUGUAUAAAAUGAAGUUAUUGGUAAGGAUGGCUGGAAGUUGUUUUUAAGCUGUAAAUAUAUAUUUUAAAAGCACUUUCUAUUUUUAAAAUUAACUUGAAAUAGUAUAGUCUAAGGAUCAUAUUGUCUAAGGUUUGUGCAUACUCUACAGAAGUGAUUUUAUUCUUGCUGUGUAGAGUUCCGUGUUGUUACAGCUGCAGGAUGUGUGCUCACAGCAUAUGUGGUUGGUUUUAACUUGCCCUUUUUCAAUGAAGAUUUUAUGUUGCAUAUAAACAACAGUUACGAAUUACAGAACCUUUUUAUUCCUUUCAAGAGAGUGUACAAACGUGAACCGAGGAGAUGUCUGGUCAGUACAUUUGUUGCUAUUGGGAGAUAUGAACAUGAUUUGCUUUUUUUAAAGGCAGCAUUUAUUAUGGUUUCUUUGAGCAAUAAGUGUGUAAGUCUCAUUCCUUUGGAGCAUUCUAAGUUAACAUGACAACCAAAAGUUCUUAAUGCCUCAGGGGUAGGAUUGUUUUGGGAUAAAAAAAAUACCCCUUAGAGUUGCCUUAUUCUGUUCUGGAAAAAAAAUUAAUUUGGAGAAAAUACAAAGAAAGUGUUGGAAAAUUAUUAAACUUCUAAUAUUUAACAGCAAAUUUUUCAUUAAGAAUAACCUAUCUGUAAUAUUCAUCAACUUUGAGUUCAGUUUUCUUACAAAAAUGUUCUGUAAAUUUUUGAAGCAAUUUAUACAUUUCUCUUCAAGAGGGUUGUAUCCUUUCUUCCAAACAUAUGAAGCUUAUGUUCUCCAUUUCUGUUAAAAAAGUGACAUAUCACGAAACGAGUAUUUGCUAAAUCAGAGGAAAAACAGACACUCCAUUGCUUUUAAAUACUGUAGCAUCCCUCUCUUCUUUCUGAUUCUCCUCUCCUAUGUAUUUCUUUAUUAAACUUAUUUAUUUAAACAACUUACCAAAUGAAAACGUUAGCUAGGGACUGACCUCAUCCUGCACCUUGUCCCACAGGAGCCAGGACUCCUGGGAGAGCUGUAGGGUCAGGCCCUCACACAGAGCUGUACCUUCCUCCUGCCUCACGGCCACCCGCCUGGGCAGCCUGGCGGUAGAACCAGGUCAGAGAGUUCCAGUGUGCAAAGUACUGAUGAUAUACUUGAUAUAUUACACUGUAGUGGUGCUGUGUAGGGGCGUAGCAGCUGUCUAGAGCUGCUUUAUUGAAACCCAGACAAGGUGCUUUUUCCUGGGGAAGCUCAAGUGCCAGCGCUCUACAGUUCUGGUACGACAAGUACAUCAGUGGUGUUUUUAACACCUGGUGCCAGUCAAGACCUCGGUGCUACAACUCUGGUGUGGCUGCAGAGCCACGAGCCCGCGCUCCUGCACCCUGUGCACACGGUGCUGUCUGCAGGAGCCAGGGCUGAAGUACCAAUCACUCUGUAACGACCCUGGGUUCAAUUCUGCCAUUUCUGUUCAGAUUAACAAAGCUGUUGAUGGCAGAGGGUGGAGGGAUUGAACCCGUUCUUUGUCUCUUACCUAUUUUAAGUAAAAUUUGUAAAAACCGGGUAUGCUGCAAAUUUUAGUUGAAAGCUUGAUAUUAGCUCAAAUAGAGGAUAUGAAGGGAUUGUAAAUAAUAAAACAGAACCAAUAUUAUGCCAUCGUUUUGUACCAGCAGUUUUAUGCUUAUUGACUACGUAACAUACAGUAUACAUCAAAUCAUUACGGUAUUUUGUGUGCCUUAGACUUCCAUUGUAACCCUUGUCUGUGUUUGGUGAGCCCAAGAUCAGUAGGAGUGGCAGCUGUCCGUGCAGGGAGCAGUACUGUGCCUUCCCAGCUGUUCUGAAAGCCGUAGGCCCACACCACGAGCUUAGUUUAUUGGUUUCACUGGUAGUGCUGACAGCUUUAGUUUCUCUAGUGCUGUAAUGCAGCACUCCCAUGUGAUAAACACAUUUUCUACACAAAAUUAGUAAGUUACAGAGCCAUCUCUUUACCUUUUCAAAUGUUCAUACCAUUAAAGUGGAUCAUUUUUACUUGAAUCUUCUCCUACAAAUGCCCAUAUUUAACUUAUGGAAACUUCAAGGUAAAAAUGUUCCUUUGAAAAACCAGCAGCUUUCCUUUAAGAAGUGAGGCACUGAAGGAUGGAUCUAAAAGGAUCCCUUCAAACACAGGUAGUCCAGGUCUAACUUCUUUUGAAAUGGCAAUUCUAAGAGAGAAACAUGUAUCUUAACAUAAUAGUUAAGCUAUUAACUGAUAGGUGCUAAACUCACAGUUACUACUUCAUUAACAUUACUCACCUAAGAAAUAGCUCAUCUCUACAAUAACAUAUCCCUCCUGGUGCUCUUCAUUUGACUGUGUGUCCCCUAAGCUGCUUUUCCAGCAUGUCCUACCUGCCAGGCAGGCUGGGCACAGGGCAGGCUGUGCUUGGAGCAGCUGGUAUUUUCUAUUGCUGUACUGCAGUAUAGAAAAUGCAAGUAUUUACUGUUUGUACAACUCUGUGCUGUUCUUGUAACACUUCAGAAUAUUUAUCAGUCUUGUACACAAACUGCAUUGUUUUCAGUAAUGUUAUUGUUUUAUAACAGUAUUUGUCUCUUUAAGAUUUGCUACUCUGUGAGUUCGUUCUUUCCUUUGCUGCCCACACAGCCACUUGUAAUUUGCUCUUGCCUCUUAACCAAGCCCCUCUGGGAUGGCCAGACCAGGAGCUGGAUCUAAAAUUAAGGUAGCUGGUUAGAUCAGACCU